AUGAAUCCAGACGAAGAAAAACGCUCUCAGAAUGCCCUUCCAAACCCACCCCAAACGUCGCCCUUCUCUUCCUCAUUAAUGGAACUGGAAACGUUUUCAUGUGGCGUGCCUCAGCCUUUGGAAAUUCUUCAGGGGAAUCCAGUGCCGCCAUUUUUGUCGAAAACGUUCGAUUUGGUGGAGGACACGUCGUUGGAUCCGAUCAUCUCUUGGGGUCCGACGGGAGAGAGCUUCGUGGUUUGGGACCCGGUCGAAUUCUCUAAGUUCAUACUUCCUCGGAAUUUCAAGCACAACAAUUUCUCCAGCUUUGUUCGUCAGCUCAAUACUUAUGUGGGUUUAAUCUGUAAACUGGAACCUUUUCGUGAACAAUCCCGUUUCUCCCAUUUAUUCUUGAAUCAUCUUGUGUACUGUUUUCAGGGAUUUCGCAAAAUCGAUACUGAUAAGUGGGAAUUUGCAAACGAGGCUUUUCAGCGAGGGAAGAGGUAUCUUUUGAAGAAUAUUCAGAGGCGUAAGUCGCCUCAAUCGCAACAGUUUGGUAACUAUUUUGGAUCUUCUACUGAAGCAGGGAGGUCUGGAGUGGAAGGUGAAAUAGAAAGGUUGAGGAAGGAGAAGAGCAUGUUAAUGCAGGAAGUAGUGGAACUGCAGCAGGAGCAGCAGGGUACGGCUCGGCAUGUCGAAGUAGUGAAUCAGAGGCUUCAAUCAGCUGAACAAAGGCAGAAGCAAAUGGUUUCUUUCUUAGCCAAGUUAUUCCAGAAUCCGGCUUUCUUGGCACGCCUUAGACAAAAAAAGGAACAGGGAGAAAUCAGUUCUUCGAGGAUGCGGAGGAAGUUUGUCAAGCACCAGCUGGUUGAAUUGAUCGAUUCAGAAACACCUGCUGAAGGCCAGAUUGUGAAGUACUCCAAACUUGAUUGGAGAGACAUCGCUAUAUCCCCUUCAGCCCCAGAUAUAAUUCCAACUUCUGUUGAACAAUCUCCAGAUUAUCUACCCAAGGGAGUAGCAGAAACCGAUUUAGGUUCUGAAGGCUUUCCAUUUCCAGUUGAUGAUGAAGUAGUUGUAUCUGAUGAGUUGGCAACUGCACAUGGAUUUCUUGGAACCCCAGAGCUGGUAGGAGAAGGUUCAUCAGGCACGGGAAUCCAAGAUCUGAAAGGGAAGAAUGUAAUCGGUUCGGAACAAGUGGUUAAUCCAGGGUAUUUUAUAUCUUCCCCAGAGGAUUUAGUGAAGCAGAAAAGCACCCCAUAUUUCUCAUCUCCUAUCAGUGAGAGCGUUUCUAAACAAGAUGUAUGGAGCAUGGAUUUUGAUGCUACUGUUGGUAUGCCUAGUUCUAGGAACGAGUUAUGGGGUAAUCUUGAAACCUAUGACAUUCCCGAGUUGGGGGUAACUGGUGAGUUAUCUGAUGUCUGGGAUCUGGGGUUUUUGCAAGCAGCAGAAGAUUCAGGUGCUGAUAAAUGGCCGACUGAGGGAUAUCCUUUCGACAAUCCCCAUACUGAGAAUCAAGGUGGCCAGUCAGAAGCUAAUAGGUCUAAGAAAAUGGAUCCAUAAGGGUUCAUUUGCUUCGGCAGAUGACGAUGCCCUUGUGGAUCAUAGUUAAUCUUCAUUUACUAGGAUGAAUGAUUGAAUGGACAAUUGAUUUAUCAGCAUACUAAUUGAAUGCCGUUUUUCUUUAUCUAAUAUUAUAUCAUUACAGGUUUCUGUUCCUUUCUAUUGGUAAUUUCAAUUAUAAGCAAACCCUUGUGAACUGAAACUUUCUGUUGCUGUCCUAUAUGAUGCGUUUCACUUGAAAUUGCAGGUUUUACACUCACCGGUAUGUGUUGAGUUAUGAAAUUGCAGGUUGAGUUGAAGUCUUAUACAUCCAUUCAACUUGUUGCCAUAUUCUUAGCAGUUGGCAUGCGACAUCCAGUCAGAGAACGACAUUGAUUGACAACAUAAUCAGUGCAGGGUUUGCCUCAUCUGUUGGCAUAUAUGUUCUUGUAAACUCACUUUAAAUAGCUUGUUAUUUGGUUGCAGACCAAAGUUAGAUAGAUGUAGAAAUUCUAAUCUGAAGAUACUUGGACAAUUCGGCACAGAACUCACCUUAUUAUCCAGACUUCAUUCUUCCUGAAGUUGGUGGAGCUGCAACGAACAACGUCAAGAGGGGUUAACCGAUUACGAAGGAUCUCCAGCAACAUUUGUGAUUUCAGCAAUUUUUUCUGCCCCUACAGAUAUCUUGCACGUUAUGUAGGAAGUAAAGAGUGUCGGUCUGGUCUUAAGGCCAAUCAUACCUUUCAUCAAUCAUUGUAGCCAUGUCUCUUCCGCUGUACCAUGGAUUUUGAGAUAAUUUCAUUUGCAUUUUUUGAUAA
This is a messenger RNA of Gossypium arboreum, 2333 nucleotides long. RefSeq names its product heat stress transcription factor A-3. Gene Ontology annotation, cellular component: nucleus. Gene Ontology annotation, biological process: regulation of transcription by RNA polymerase II. The record is from RefSeq and is a predicted model, not a curated record. NCBI's taxonomy places the organism in Eukaryota, Viridiplantae, Streptophyta, Magnoliopsida, Malvales, Malvaceae. Gene Ontology annotation, molecular function: RNA polymerase II cis-regulatory region sequence-specific DNA binding; DNA-binding transcription factor activity. The transcript has 4 exons. The coding region runs from base 1 to 1536 and encodes 511 amino acids.